Camellia sinensis is the source of this 1546-nucleotide messenger RNA. Its product is annotated as protein BASIC PENTACYSTEINE6. Gene Ontology annotation, molecular function: DNA-binding transcription factor activity; sequence-specific DNA binding. The record is from RefSeq and is a predicted model, not a curated record. Lineage: Eukaryota; Viridiplantae; Streptophyta; Magnoliopsida; Ericales; Theaceae. Gene Ontology annotation, cellular component: nucleus. Gene Ontology annotation, biological process: response to ethylene.
ACUGACACACGAAAGAGAGAGAGAAAAAGCAUCUUCGAAGUCGUCAUUGGCAACAGCUAAGCCAAAUAUAUAUCACUUUCUUUUUUCUCUUUCUGAGAAGACGAAGAAAAACUUCGAAUCAGCUCUGCGUUGAUUCUCUGGAUUUUAAAUUUUCAGGUAAGGUCAACAAUAUAAUCUUCCUUGAGAAGUUUGGUGCUUGCAUUGUUCAAUUGAGCAUUCAUCUUCUCCCUCUCCCCACUCUUUUCUCAUGCAGAGAAAGAGAUUGGGGGGCAACUAGGAGGGCUUUUGUCGAUUCUUCAAAGCCACGAUUCGCUGGACGGGGUUUUCACUGUUGCAGAAACAGGCAUAUUGGAGGAUGGAUUUCUAGUGUUGCCCAUUAUCCACGAUGGAAAACAAUUUGACGAUAAAGACAUACAUGGCCAUCAUGGCCGAGAGGGAUGCUGCCAUCCGCGAAAGGAAUAUGGCACUAGAUGAGAGGAGGAGAGCCUUUGCCGAGCGAGACAUGGCAAUGUUGCAGCGAGACGCAGCAAUUGCAGAGCGGAACAGUGCAAUCGAUGAUCGAGACAAGGCCCUUUCCGCCCUUCAAUUCCGUGAGAGUUCCAUGAACGAGAAUAACAUAUCUCCCGAUUCACCCGAAAAUGAAAUCGGACAUGGGGCAAAGAACAUUUACCACCACCAGCAAAUGCAUUCCAUACAUCAGUUGGAUGAAACAGGAUAUGAUCCAAGGGAAAUUCCAACAAGCAAUCCCUACCAGAGUACAGGAGUUUCUUGCGAGGCUGCCAAGCCAAGAAAGGUAAAGCAAACAAAGGAGACCAAAGCAACUUCAACAAAAAAGUCCAAAUCUCCGAGAAAGGGUAAAAGGGGGCUAGAAGAUUUUAGCCAAGUAACUGGGGACACAUCCAACGGUUGGAAAAACGAGCCGGAAUUGGGUGGCAACAGUGAUGACCUAGACGGUGAUCUCAUGGUGUGGAAGGAUAAUUUAGGGUUGAACCAGGUCAACUUUGACGAGUCAACAAUGCCGAUCCCAGUUUGCUCGUGCACCGGGGUGCCUCAGCCUUGCUAUAAGUGGGGGAACGGUGGGUGGCAAUCGGCGUGCUGCACCACCACCAUGUCAAUGUAUCCUCUACCUCAGAUGUCCAACAAACGCCAUGCUCGAGUUGGGGGAAGAAAGAUGAGUGGGAAUGUGUUUGCUAAAUUGCUUAACCGACUUGCUGAUGAGGGUUAUGACCUUUCCACUCCGCUUGAUCUCAAGGAUCAUUGGGCCAAGCAUGGCACCAAUCGUUAUAGCACCUUGAAAUAGCUCGCAUCUUAGUUGUGUGUUGUGGUAUCUGUAUUCUCUCUUAAACAAAACUUUUAUAGGCUUAUAGAGCUGCACAUCGCACAAAUUGCGGGCACUGUAGGCUGAUUCGAUAGUAUUUUUGUUUUGGUUUAAAAAAAUGUCUUUUUUUGCUUUCAGAAUUAUAUUGCAAACUCUCUGUUUAAUGUUAUGUUGUUGGUUACAGAAAAAUGGAGGCCAGAUUGAUAGGAAAACAAAAUGCUUGUUGUA